Molecule: messenger RNA, 9806 nt
Organism: Myotis davidii
Lineage: Eukaryota; Metazoa; Chordata; Mammalia; Chiroptera; Vespertilionidae
Gene: BOD1L1
Product: biorientation of chromosomes in cell division 1 like 1
Exons: 25
Coding region: 129-8618 (2829 amino acids)
Source: RefSeq, a predicted model, not a curated record
CUUAUCAGAAUCUGAGACAACGUGUUGACAACUUUGUUGCUAACCACUUAGCAACUCAUACCUGGAGUCCCCACCUCAAUAAGAACCAGCUAAGAAACAAUAUUAGACAACAAGUGCUCAAAUCAGGAAUGUUGGAGUCUGGCAUCGACCGAAUUAUUUCUCAAGUUGUGGAUCCAAAGAUCAACCACACAUUCAGACCUCAGGUAGAGAAAGCUGUGCAUGAGUUUCUGGCCACACUAAAUCACAAGGAGGAAGCCGGGGGCACCGUGACCCCCGAGGAGGAGAAGCCGGACUCUGCCGUCAGCAUGCAAGGUGUCCCUGCUCCUGGGCCCAGUGCCAAUGUGGCCAAUGAUGCCAUGUCCAUCUUGGAAACCAUCACUUCUCUUAACCAAGAAGCUACUGCUGCCAGGGCCUCCACAGAAACAUCAAACCCUAAGACUAGUGAGCGGGUAUCCAAAAGGCUCCCGUCCCAGCCCAGCACUGACACCAGUACUGAGAAGGAGAGAAUUGCAGAGGACAUGGCUGAUAAAGACAAGUCUGUGCCAGACUCCGCGGGCGAAGGACAGGAAACGGCCCCGAGGUCUGAAGAAUGUAGUGAUCUUCCUUGUCCAGUUGAAGAAAUUAAAAAUCACACAAAAGAGAGUAAUAGUUCAGUUCUGCUAAAUAAAGAUGUUCAACAGGAAAGCAGUGACCAAAAAAAUAAGUCAACAGACAAAGGUGAAAAGAAACCAGACAGCAAUGAAAAAGGAGAAAGAAAGAAAGAAAAGAAGGAAAAGACUGAAAAGAAAUUUGAUCACUCAAAAAGGAGUAAAGAUACACAAAAAGUCAAAGAUGAAAAACAGGCAAAGGAUAAAGAAGCAGAGUGCACAAAAGUUCCUUCAGAAAAGAACAGUAAUAAAGCUAAAGCCAUGGAAGGGACAAAAGAAGAUGGCUCUGCAGUAGAUUCUGACGUGGAUGGACUGACGGACAUUACAGUUAGCUCUGUCCAUACCAGUGACCUCUCAUCUUUUGAAGAAGACACUGAGGAGGAGGUUGUAAUGUCUGAUAGCAUGGAGGAAGGAGAGAUUACGUCAGAUGAUGAAGAGAAGAACAAACAGAAUAAAACAAAACCUCAAACCUGUGAUCCCAGUGAAGGAAAAGCUAAAAGUGUACGGCAGGCUUACGUUCACAAGCCAUACCUUUACUCAAAGUAUUACAGUGAUUCCGAUGACGAACUCACGGUAGAACAGCGGCGACAGUCGAUUGCUAAAGAAAAAGAAGAGAGGCUUUUAAGAAGGCAGAUUAAUAGAGAAAAACUUGAAGAGAAACGAAAACAGAAAGCAGAAAAGACAAAGUCUUCAAAAGCUAAGAGUCAAGGCAAAAGUAGUGUGGAUUUAGAAGAAUCAUCAGCAAAGAGUUUGGAACCUAAAGCCCCCAGAAUUAAAGAAGUCCUUAAAGAACGGAAAGUUUUAGAGAAAAAAGUAGCCUUAAGCAUAAAAAGAAAAAAAGAUUCAAGGAAUGUUGAAGAUAAUUCUAAAAAGAAACAGCAAGCAGAAGAAGAUUCCAAAGAAACACUCAAAACAAGUGAGCAUUGUGAAAAGGAAAAGGUGUCUUCUUCCAAGGAUUUGAAGCAUGUUCAUACAAAAACUGAAGCAAGUAAACCUACCCGGAGACUCUCAGAGUGUUUGCAUUCAGCUGAUGAAAGCAAAAAUGAGUCCAGAGUGGAAAAAGAACACAAAAGGCGGACCUCUGCUCCUGUGGUGGUAGAAGGGGCACAGGAGGAGACGGAUGCGCGCGAUGGGAAAAAGCUAGCAGAGCGCUCAGAAAUGGUCACAGAAGAACCCCCGAAACAGAAAGGCACCCUGAAAAGUGAAAAGCAUGUUAGGAAGGAGGAUUCUGAAACACAGCAUGUGAAGAACCUCCCUAAGAAAGAGACAAAGUCCUUCAAGGAGAAGCCUGAGAAAGAGAAAACUCUUUCUGAAGACAAGUUGUCUGUGAAGCAUAAACAUAAAGGGGAGAGUGCACAUAAAGCAGGCGAUGAGACCGAGCCCCACCCCCCUGAGAAAGGGGUUAAAGGGGAGGAAGGCGUUCAGAAGCAAAGCCAACAACCUAAGCUUUCUGCGGAUGAUAAAGCUGAACGGAAGAAUAAACAUAGGAAUGAAAGGAAAUUGUCAAUUUUAGGCAAAGAUGGAAAGCCAGUUUCUGAAUAUAUUAUAAAAACAGAUGAGAAUGUGCGUAAAGAAAACAACAAAAAGGAGAAACACCUGUUGACGGAGAAAACUAAGGCAGAGCACAAAUCGAGAAGAUCAGGUGAUUCUAAAAUUCAGAAAGAUUCUCUGAGUUCCAAACAACAUGGAGCCCCGUUACAGAGAAGAAGUGAAAGUUGCUCAGAGGAUAAGGGUGACAUGGACUCGACUCAUUUAGAUAGCAGUUCAAAACCUGAAGAGGCUGUGCCCAGGGAGAAGCGAAGAACCAAGAGCUUGUUAGAUGAAAGACCUGCGCUCAAGUCAAAAUCAAAAAGUCAAGGCAAGCCGUUAAAAGCCAGUGACAUAGAAUCACAAGAAGGUGUCACAAGACAGACAACCACGUCCAAACCAGACAAGGAGAGGAACACAGAAGACAGUGACCCAGACAGACAGCGGAAGGCUAAAGCCGAGGACAGAUCCGAGGAGGCCGGUGCUGACCCUGCACCUGAGGGUGCGGCAUCCUUGGCCCACGGUGCACAGAAGGACUCCGGUCACCGAGCAAAGCCGCUGCUGGCAAAGGACAAACACAAGGCGGAGAAGGAGUCGGGCUCCUCCAGACUGGAGAGGAGAUUAUCAGAUGGGCACAAGAGCAGAAGCACAAAGCACAGUAGUAAGGACGUGAGGAAGAAGGAAGAAAGCAAAUCCGAUGACAAGGAUGGGAAAGAAGUUGACAGUAAUCAUGAAAAGGCCAGAGGGAAUAGCUCAGUCAUGGAAAAGAAAUUAAGUAGAAGGGUGGGUGAAAAUCGAAGGGGCAGCUCAUCCCAAGAAAUGACCAAAGGAGAAGAGAAAUUGGCAGCCAAUGCUGCAGGCACUCCCAGUAGUUCCUCCCUUCCGCGACCAAAAAGAGGAGGCGAUGCCACACUGAUCCCCGGGCAAGAGCCAAUGGAGACCGACAUGGAGCCUGCUGUCGGAAACGCACUGGAAGUAUCGAAAACCCCGGAGAGCAGCAGCAGCGGUUCUCAGCAAGACACCGGCCUUGAAAAUGUGAUGAAACCAAAGGCCACAGCCACGAUCCUAAAGGAUGAGUUAAGAGCUUCCACAGGAGAGGCAAAAGCUGCUCCCACCUGUAAACCCGAACGUGGAACAGUGGCUGCUGGUAAUUCUGAAAAGCACACAAACCAUAAAAGUGCCGGGACCAAGAAAGCUGUGUCCAAGCUGAGUCCCGGGGAGAGGGAUCCCCCUCAGCCAGGGACCCAUGAAGCCAGUGUGGACUCAGAGGCUGGUCCCAGAAUCGUGCCUCGUGUCCCGGCAGAAAAUGGCCGGGCACAAAAGACUGUGAAGCACCCAAGACCCACUGAGGAGCGUGUUGCUCAAGGAGGUGCUGUUCAUGAACAUUCCACAAAUUCGGACCCAUCGCUGUCCUUAAGUCCUGUGAUUGCUGUGCCUCAGAAACAGCCCCAUGGUGCAGAUGUUGUUACUGUAGGCGACAGAAGGCCUGUUUCAGAUGGUGGCUCGGGCAGCACCUGCCUGGGGGACAGCUCGGGUCUCCCUCAGCAGAGCUUGUUGGUGAGAGAAUCGGAAGUCCUGAGGUCAGGUCACAGCAAAGAAGGUGGAUCACUUUCCACACCAGAUAUGCCAGCAAAAGUGAGCCUAGAUAGCAAAAGACACAUUCCAGAAGGUUCCCAGGCCACCACACUGCAUGGUAAACAAGGGAAAGUAAACGUACCUCUUGGUAGCAAGUCAACAGACAUGAUUGUGGGACAUGAGAAUGUUAGCAAAGAAGACGGCUUGCUGGAUGAGUCCAGGAGAGAAAGUGCCUUGAGUGCAGAACCCACCUCAAAGCAGAUGGUUAGAUCUGCAGCAGAAAGUGGCAGAAAGGAUGUGCUCGCUGUUGUCCCUGGUGUGAGCAUGAGCACUGAAAAGGAUGCUCAAACUGGUGAACUUAAGCACAGUAGAGGCCCAAGUGAAGUAGAACAUCUAACAGUUGUUGCAAGAAGGAAGGAAAACAGUGAGGUAGACACCAGUGCAGGAGGUAGCACUGCUUCCUCCAUUUCACACCAAAGGAAUAGGAAAGCUGAGGAUGGGGUGAAGCCUUCUCUCGCCACCAGCACCGAAGGGAAGGACAAAGGCAUGACCUCCAACCCUGUAAACACCAGGGCUGCCACAACCACUUCAGAAGCAGGCGACGGGGAGGGGGUGCUGCCUUGCACGAGCAUUGAGGCAGACAAUGGCCUCACAAGGGGCUCCAGAACCAAUGCCCUGCACGGCAGGGCCCACACCAGCCCAGGCACCGUGUUUGCCGCAGCAGAAGAAGGUGGGGCCGUGGUGACCGAGGGCUUCUCAGAGAGCGAGACCUUCCUCACCAGCACGAAGGAGGGAGAGAGUGGGGAGUGUGCUCUGGCCGGAUCUGGAGAGCCAGCCGCAGACCCAGCAGCUGCCCAGGCAGCCACAGUCAAUGACAUUGUCAACAGUGCUAUGACGGAAGAGAAGGAUGAUGCUGUGACCAGCGCGGGCUCCGAAGGGAAAUGCGAAGGUUCUUCCCGUCGCGACUCAGAAAGAGUCAGGGGGACUGUGACUUUCACUGGGGAAGGCGAGAGUGAUGGGGCCGUAACCAGUGCCGGGACAGAACUGCGGGAGAGAUCCUUGAGCAGUGGAGAGAGAACUGUGACGAGAGCGGGCCCCAAAAAGGAACCCGAGGGAACUGUGACAUGUACAGGAGCAGAAAGGGGAAGCGAAGGCAUGGCGGCGUGCGUGGUCACUGGAGCAGGGCCCCAGGAGGAGCGCCUGGUGACAGGUGCAGCAGAGGUCCUGGCCGACAAUGACACGCCACCAGGAGCCAGUGCCCCCCAAGAGGGAGGUGGGUCUGUGAAUGACGGGGCAGAGGGGGAGAGCGCCGUCACCAGCACAGGGAUCACAGAAGACACAGAGGGACCGGCCAGCUGCACAGGCUCGGAGGAGGGCAGUGAAGGCUUUGCUCUAAGCUGUGAAUCAGAAGAGAAUGGACAGAGUGCGACGGGCAGCACCGCAGCCAAAGAAGCCACCAACGUGCCAUUGGUCGCUGCCGGUCCUGGUGACGACGAAGACAUUGUCACCAGCACGGGUGCCAAAGAGGAGGAUGAGGAAGGGGAGGAUAUGGUGACUAGCACUGGAAGAGGCAAUGAGAUUGGACAUGCCUCCGCCUGCACGGGGAUAGAGGAGAGUGAAGGGGUGCCCAUGUGUGAGAGUGCAGAGGAAGGGGAUGCUCAGAUCGGGACUGCAGUGGGGCAUGCAGCGGCUGAGGCCGGGGCCACCAUCAGCGCCCCUGAAAGUAACGUCGACAGCAUGAGUGCCGCAGACAAGGAGAUGAAAGACACAGAGAUCUGCUCCAGUGCCAAGGGGAUUGUGGAGAGCAGCGUGACCAGUGUGGCUUCGGCAAAGGCUGGGGCGGCACUGGGGCCUGAAGGGUGUGAGGGGCCCAUGACAAGUGCAGCUUCAGGUCAGAAGGACAGUCCGCUGGCCAGAAAAGACCACGUCGAAGAGACCGCUAUUUCCACUGGCCUGGUGGGGGGCAGUCACGAGAGACUGGUAUCUGCUGCAGGCCCAGAAUGGGAAGUUCAUCACACGUCGCCCAGGGAGAAAGAAGAUGAAGGUGCCAUCACCUCUGUGGAGAGUGAGCAGUGCGAUGGCCGCGUGGCUGCCACUGCCAGUGACAUUACCAACCAGAGUCGAGGCAUGGGCCUGGUGAUUUCCACCAGCACGAUGAGUGAUUGCACCGCACAGCUCAGUGCCAGGAUGGAUGGGGAGGGUCAUCCCAGUUCUCUGAGAGCUGAAGAAGGUGCGGAAGGCACCGGGGACAGCACGGAGGAGUUCGAGGCCCCCAUGCCCAGUGCGGCUUCAGGAGAGGAAAGCCCCCUCGCUCUCGUGGGAGAGGAGGAGAAGGACGAGUGUGCUAUGAUUUCCACCAGCCUCAGGGAAGAGUGCGAAGUGCCUGUCUCCAGCGCAAGCACCAUCCUGGGUGCUGGCAGCCAGCAGCCGGUCACAGCGGUUGGAGGAAGAGCCACCGGCCCUAUGCUGGCCAGCACCGAUGACUUCGAGGUGCCCAUGCCCAGUGCACCCACGAAGGCCGAGAGCCCUCUCGCCUCCACCAGCAAGGAGGAGAAGGACGAGUGUGCCCUCAUCUCCACCAGCGUGGCCGAGGGUUGUGAGGCCUGCAUUGCCGGGGUCGCUGCAGAGAGUGGAGGUGAGCAGCCUGGCCCGGCCAUGGAGGAGAAGGAUGGGAGCGCGGUCAUCUCCACCAGCUCAGUGGAGGACUGUGAGGGCCCGGUGUCCAGUGCCGUCCCUCAGGAGCAAGUCCGCCCCUCGGCCACACCAGCUGAGGAGGUAAGCGACACCACUGUGAUAUCCACAAGCACCUCCGAAGGCCGGGAAGCGGUCAUGAGGGGUGCUGGGCUGCGGGAUGAAGACCGGCCUGCCACCGCAGGGGCGGAGGAUGUGAGUGAGGCCGCCCUCAUCUCCACCAGCACAGCUGAAUGCGCGCUGGUCCUCGCCAGCCUGGAUGGGCAUGGGGAGACUCCGCUGACUGCAGGCCACCCAGAAGGGACAGGGGGCCAGUCUGCUGCAAAGGUGAGCAAGUGUGAGGCCCCCAUGCCCAGCCUUAUUGCUGAGAACAACUGUCAGUGCCCUGGGCCACUCCCAGGAGGAAGAGCAGUGAGCCCCAGGGAGAGGCCGGAUGGGGUGCCGGUCAGCGCACCCUCUGCAGGGGGAGGCCAGUCGGGAGAGAAGAGAAUACCCUGGAGCUCCGAGGCAGAGACGGCAGGGGACAGCAGUACAGCCCGCCCUUCAGCAGGGAGGGACUUGGAGAGGAGUGCUGACGAGCCUGUGAGCCUGAGACCAGAGCAAAUGCCUGGGCAGACGGCGGAGGGCUCCUCCAUCAGCGCCCACUCUGUGACAGCAGGGAAAGCCGGUGCUGAAAUGGCUGAGGGCGGGCCACAGGGCAGAGACGCUGAAGUGGAGCAGCCCUCUCUUCCUCCUGCCCAGCGGGACCCCACCACCACCGCACGUAUUCAUGGCCAAGGACCCAAUGCCACUCCUGCCCACUCUGUCCUUCCGGAUGUCUGCAGUGCCACAGCAGCCGCAUGUGAGCAGGACUUGCCCAUCAAGAGUGUUCAGGCACCAGCUGAGAAAACAGGAGAUGGCGUGGUGAAGCCAUCCCAGGAGGAAGGAGCCCUCGCAGUCACUGUUUCUCCUGAAGAAAAUUUGGGUGACAAAGGCAGCGAAGAGUCUCCAUCGGAUGUUUUGGGAGGAUUGGACUUGAAAGCCAGCUUGAGGACUGAGACAUUUGUACCAGCAGUGGAAGAGACAACUCAUGAAAUUCCAGCACCGUCAGGAAGUCCACGUGGGAGAAAGCCGACUGGAAUAGCUGAACAGCAGAGGGAGUCUGGGUCGGUGAAUGCAUCACUGAAGGUUGAAAAUUCAGGCUCAAGAACAAAUGAAGAUGUUCACAGCAAGUCUCAUAACAAAGAAGAGAUUUCCAGUGCUAGAGAUGACAGCACAGAAGCCAGACGGGGUCAAGGUGCUGAAGCAGAUCCUAUAGAGGUGGAGGAGAACGAAAGGAAUACGCGUGGGAGGAAAAGGAAGAAGCACUACCCCUCCUCAGAAGACGAACUGGACGAUAAUUCAGAUGCCCCGGAUUCCAAAAUAGAAGCGGCACGGAGGCGACGCUCUGAAGCCGAGCCACGGGAUGCGAAGGAAGAAAGCUCUGGAGAUUCGGAAGAGUCAUCUAAAACCAGUCCCGGCACGCGCAGCGCGGCCGCUCGGGCCAUGGAGGAGCGAGAUGAGUAUAGCGGAGGCGAAGCUGCUGGCGAGAAGACAGAGCAGAAUGACGAUGACAACUCUAAGUCUCAGGAGGAAGACCAGCCAGUGAUCAUUAAAAGGAAGAGAGGAAGACCUCGGAAACACCCUGUGGAAACAGCAGUAAAAACAAAAGAAGACUGCAAAGCAGAUACCGGCGUUGGCACUGUAGAACAGUCUCCCCCUGGUGGCAAACCGAAAGUAAUGCAAGCAGAUGAGUCCAGUAAAGAACCAGGUGCCCUGCAAGAAAGAAGUGGAAGCAACGAUGAUGGUGACGAGAGAGCGGUGGCGGGUGCACGGCGGCGAGGAAGGAAGCCCAAGCGUUCUCUCACCUCAUCCGACGAUGCCGAGUCCUCGGAACCAGAAAGGAAACGCCAGAAGUCGGUUUCUGAAGCCACCGAGGACAGGAAAGACCAGGAGUCCGAGGAGGAGGAAGAGGAGGAGGAGGAAGAAGACGAGCCCUUGGGGGCCACCACCAGGUCCGCCGCCAGGUUAGAGGCCCAGAGGUCGAAGGCACAGCUGUCACCUUCCACCAAGCGCAAGAGGGAGGGCAGCCCACCAGGGACGCGCACGCGAGGCCAGCAGAGAGUGGAGGAAGCGCCCACGAAGAAGGUGAAGCGGUAAUCUGCCUGCCGCCCCGGGCGUCCUGAGCCCGAGGGGUCUCGAUAGAGAAGAGGGAGGACGCUCCACCCUCGCCGUCAGCGGGCUUUAACCAGGGAAAGGACAUGCAUGUGCCGAGUUCCUAGUGCAAGCUUUCCUCAUUAGGUUUGGAACAGCUUUAUAAACUAUUGUUCAUAGAAGGUAUUAUGUACAUUUACUUCAGAUAAAGGAAAAUAGGUUUACUUUGUAUCUGAACUCGACAGAGGAGCUGUAUAUUUUAACAUUGGGACUUCCCCACGGGGCACACCACCAACACACACCCUCCCGCCCAUCGGACACCAGGCCGCCUGCGGGUCCCCUAUGUACAGUAUAUAAACAUGUAAAAAUAGGUUGUAUUUUACUCUGUGUAUGAUGCUAAUCAAUGAACACUUUAUUUAUUUUACAGAGAAAACUUAUCUGUGAACUUUACUAUAUAUCUGUUUAUUAUUUUAUUAUUUUUUUAAUUAAUGGAAGGGUUUUUAAAGGCUGUGCAGUCAUUAGAAGUGUUUUAGGACUGCCUGCCCUGUACCUGUCUCAGCCUGGCCUGGCAGGAACUCCGGAGCCUCCGCGCAUGCAGCCAGUGAAGUAGCUUAGCUCACGGCCCGCCGCUCUUCUGCUCACAGUCGUGGGUCGGUGUUUUAGGAAUGUAACUUGUUUUAGACGAUUCUCGCAUCUGUGAUUUUACGGGCGGGAGGGGCUCUGGUCUGGUAGCAUUGGCGGCCACGCCCCUCUGCUGCCCCUAGACUGAGGCCCUGUUCUUUCCCCAUCACCUUUUCUGGAAGAGAAACGCUUCGAAGAUCAGGUCACUGCUAUCAUGAUUCAGGAUUUUGUGUUGUUUCCUGCACAAUUACUUCAGGAUAGAGACUGGCUUUGCUGCCAGGUCCUUUUUUAAACACCUUCAACUCCCAUACGAGCAAACUGUCCAACUUACAUUUUUCUUAAGGUUAAACUGUUCUUAAGAUCAAAUUUGUCUCUAGCAAUGAUGUGAUGAGUUGCCAAAUAAUUGAGAUUAUUUUAAAAUGUUUUAUUCAUAUUCUUGUUUUGUAAUUAAAAUUUACAUUCAGUGUGUGUGAAAUUUUUUUUGACUCAAUGUAAAGUGGUUAUUUCUGUCAUUUUACAUGGUUUCUUACUGAGAUUUUAUAUAUAAAUUAUAAAAUGUUUCCCAAAACUUUA